AUGAGGGCUCCAUGCGGGACCUCCGAGCACCGCGCCAGGACCCGGUGGAGGUUCUGGCACUUGGGGCUCUGCAAGGCCCUCGGGCCCCUGCAGGCCGCCUGGGUCGCUUUCUCUCAGCCGGUCCCAACCAGCUGUGGCCAGCUGCUGACCCAGCUCUUCCUGUGCGGUUGCUUGGCGGUCGCUGCUGCAGGUCUGACACACCACUGGCUCGCGUCCUCGCUGCUUUAUCCUCUGGGACCCUCGGCCACAGUGGCCACUGUCUGGGGCCUCCUGGUCUUCCUGGUCCUGGGCUUGGUGCCCCCUGCCCGCUGCCUGUUUGCACUCAGCGCCCCUACCCUGGGCACGGAGCAGGGCCGCUGCCUGCUCCUCUCCUGGAGCACUGCCACCCUGGGCGUCACCGUGCUGCCCAACGUCUUGGCCAACAUGGGCGCAGCGGGGCAGGUGCUGAGAUGUGUCACAGAGGGCUCCCUGGAGAGUCUGCUCAACACCACUCACUGGCUGCAUGCGGCGUCCCGGGCUCUGGGCGCUGCUGGCCCAGCGGGCAGCCAGGGCUUGACACUGCAGGCCCAGGGCAAUGGCUCUGUGUUCCAGCUUCACAUGCUCAGGGUCACCCAGCAGGUGCUGGAGGACUUCUCUGGCCUGGAGUCCCUGGCCCGGGCAGCCGUGCUAGGGACCCAGCAGGUGGUCGCAGGGCUCUUUAUGCUGGGCCUCCUGGUGGACUCGGGCUGGUACCUCCAUCGCUACCUGACUGACCUGCAGUUUGACAAUAUCUACGUGACCCGGCAGCUGGCUUGGCAGCUGGCGGAGACCCAGGCCACACAUCUGGUGGCCUUCCCACCGGCCUGGCUGCUCUGGGCCGCCCGGCCGAGGCUGUCCCAGGGGGAGCUGCUGAGUUGCCUCCUGAGGCUGGGGCUGCUCACCCUGUCCCUGAUGACCACAGCUGUGAUGGUGGCCACAGACCACGUGGCCUUUCUGCUGGCUCAGGCGGCCGUGGACUGGGCUCAGAAGCUGCCGGCGGUGCCAAUCACGCUCACGGUCAAGUAUGAUGCCACAUACACGGUCCUGGGCUUCAUCCCCUUCCUCUUCAACCAGCCGCCUCCGGAGAGCCCUUUCCUCUCUGCUCACAAGUCCUUCCAGUGGGAGCUCCGCUUCACCGCCCCGGGCUGCCCACUGCUGCCCGCCCGGCGCCCCCACACGGCCGCGCCCCUGGCCGCUGGGGCCCUGCAGCUGGCGGCUGGCGCCACCAUCCUGCUGGAAACCUACGCCCGGCGCCUGCGGCACACCAUCGCCGCCUCCUUCUUCUCCGCCCAGGAGGCUAGGAGGGUCCGCCACCUGCACGCCAGGCUCCAGCGCAGAUACGGCAGGCACGGAGGCCGGCGGCUGCCCCUGGAGCCCCCAUCCUUCCCGAGACCCGGGUCUGUCAGCACCCACCCAGCGCGGAUAGACUGGCCUCCGGCAUGCUGGUCACUGGGAAGAACAGAGAGCAGUAGGGCGGAGGGGGAAGAGCUUGGGAGCCGCACACACCAUGGUCCUCUGCUGCCUUGCUGUGUGACCUUGGGUAGAUUGCUUCACCUCUCUGAGCCUCAGUUUCUACACCUGAAUAAUGACUGCGUCAUAACAACCCAUGUGACCUCCUUUGCACGUGGGGGUGUGGAAAGGAAGGCAUGCCGAUAUUGGGCAUAA
Molecule: messenger RNA, 1683 nt
Organism: Odobenus rosmarus divergens (Pacific walrus)
Lineage: Eukaryota; Metazoa; Chordata; Mammalia; Carnivora; Odobenidae
Gene: OCSTAMP
Product: osteoclast stimulatory transmembrane protein
Cellular component (GO): membrane
Source: RefSeq, a predicted model, not a curated record